Nasonia vitripennis (jewel wasp) is the source of this 2555-nucleotide messenger RNA. Its product is annotated as probable protein phosphatase 2C T23F11.1. Gene Ontology annotation, biological process: protein dephosphorylation. Lineage: Eukaryota; Metazoa; Arthropoda; Insecta; Hymenoptera; Pteromalidae. Gene Ontology annotation, molecular function: protein serine/threonine phosphatase activity; cation binding. The transcript has 6 exons. Bases 899 to 1864 code for a protein of 321 amino acids. The record is from RefSeq and is a predicted model, not a curated record.
AGUACGUGUUGUGCGUGUGCUCAUUUUGGAGCAGGUCUCGUAAAAAGCAGUACACUGAAAAAAAAAAAAAAAACGUUUUAGCGAGUGUCACCACAGUAGCGACUUUUUCAGUAAAAACAGCGAGUGGCCACUGGUAGUUUUGGCAGGUCUCGGCGAGCUGUCUCUAUCUCGAGGAUAUUUAGGUUAUGCAUCGCCUUUUAAACCACCAAAAAUCUUAAGAAAAUAGUUUUUUUAAUGACUAAUAUGAUUAAUUAAAUUAAAGUUAUAAGUAAUGAUCAUUAUAAGAGAGAAAAAUACCUUGAAUAACAGCCAGCAAAUAAGUUACGUGAACAUUUUGAAUGUUGUUACUUAUCAGUCCCAUAAUGGUCAUUACUUUAUAUUUUAUCAUAAUACUCGUUAAAAAAAUUAUUUUCUUAAGAUUUUUGGUGUUUUAAAAGGUGAUGCAUAACCUAAAUAUCCUCGAGAUAGAGACAGCUCGCCGAGACCUGCCAAAACUACCAGUGGACAGUCGCUGUUUUUACUGAAAAAUCGCUACUGUGGCGCACUCGCUAAAACUACCGUGUUUUACAGUAGAAACGGCUGUGUUUUUUUUUUCAGCAGCAACUUCCUGUAUAUCCAUCAGCUAUAUACCCAGUAGGCUGUGGUCGUGUUCCGCGAACAAAUUCGUUGUGUGCCGCUACAAGUGGAUUCGCCCCCCCGGACAUAUAUCUAGUCAUUGACACGGGAUGCAUCUGUGCGAGAGAAGCGCCGAGGUUAAGUCAGUCGUCGAGCAGCGAAGACAUGAGUCAUAUUGACUUUUCAAACAUAAGAGCUUGAAAUAGCGAUGCACAGGUGAAAAGCUGUUUAAUUGCAUAAUUCGGUUGAAAUUCUCAUUUAAGCAACAGUUUGCAGACUAGCCAUGGGUCAGACACUUAGCGAACCUGUCACCACCAAAAAGUCAGCCUGCUGUAGAGAUUCCAAGUAUCGAGUAGGAAGCUCCUGCAUGCAAGGAUGGCGUAUAAAAAUGGAAGAUUGCCAUGUACAUAUAUUAUCUUUGCCAGAUGAUCCAGAUGCUGCUUUCUUUGCGGUCUACGAUGGCCAUGGAGGAGCCCUUAUGGCCCAGUACGCAGGGAAGUAUCUGCAUGAGUAUAUAACUAGUCAACCUGCUUACAAGGAGGGUAAUAUUGAAGAGGCGAUGAAAAAAGGCUUCCUAGAGUUGGAUAAAGUAAUGCAGACAGACGAAGCAUUGAAAAAUGUACAAGCUGGAACUACUGUCAUUGCUAUUUUGAUUAAGGAUAAUGUUUUAUAUAGUGCCAAUGCAGGAGAUAGUAGAGCAGUAGCAAGUAUUUCUGGAGUUGCUGUACCAUUAAGCUAUGAUCACAAACCUAUGCUAAAAGAAGAGAAAGAGCGCAUUGUUGCAGCUGGUGGUUGGGUAGAGUUCAAUAGAGUAAAUGGACAUCUAGCCCUGUCGCGUGCUUUGGGAGACUUCAUGUUCAAGAAAAAUGAUGAUAAGAAACCCGAAGAACAGAUUGUAUCAGCCCUUCCAGAAAUUCAGCGCCAUGAAAUCACCGAGGAUUGGGAGUUUGUCAUAUUAGCUUGUGACGGUAUUUGGGACGUAAUGAGUAGCGAGGAGGUCGUGAACUUUAUUAGAAGCCGCUUCGCCAACGCAGCGACUGAUAGUGAGGAAAAAGAAUCAUCAUCGCCAAUAGACCCGGAAGAAAUAUGCGAACAAUUAAUCAGUCACUGUCUCGCGCCAGACGCUUUAAUGGGGACCGGAUGCGAUAACAUGACAGUCGUCCUCGUCAGUUUUCUUCAUGGCAAACCAUAUUCACAAAUGCUCCUUCAUUGUAGAGAACCUCCAGCAAAUCGAGAAUCCGCAGAAUAAAGUUUCUUCCAUCAUACCAUUGUAAAUAACAACCGAUUUGUGAUCAUCGCGUAUACGUUUAUUGUAACAGAUAUCGUUGUUACUGUAUUUAUUACGUAGCCUUUUUGUUGAAGCUGUAUACCGUGAAGUUUAUAAAUAUUUUUAUAACUAAAAGCAUUCAUCUUACGUGACAACUUUUUGAAAAUUUUUCUUCCAUGCUUUUAUUAUUUACAAUCCCGAUCUUAAUGGACAAAAAACAGUUUCAUAUUUAGCACAUAACAUUUUUCUUUAGUAUAUAACAACAAAAUUUUCGCAGCUUAUAUUCCGUAUCGGUCUUGUAUAGAACUAACUGCAGCAUUGGCGAGCGAACUAAGUCUUCCAGCCACUUUGUGAACACCUUGCCUCACACUUUCGCGAACAUCAUCAAAGUCUACACCGCCUCUUCCUCCAAUGUUCAUAGAAAGCGACGAGGUCGGAGAAGUCGGGUUCGACUGGCCAGUGCCAAAAUAGUCUGCUGAGGAAAUGCUUGACGAGCCCUCGAAGCGACGUAAAUUGUUCUUCUGUUCCCACUGAAAGUUUAUCAUUAGUGAACAUUAUAUUCACAAUUGUAAAUAAACAUCAGCAAAUAAGUCGACUUUGACCUAAGAUACAACCACUUGAAUUUAUUUGUAAAUUUUAAUAAUACAUGAGAAAUAAAAGAUAGAAAAAAGAA